UUAUAGCAUUUGGCACUUGGCUGUUGUAGGAAGCAAAGAAUGAAAAUGUGGUAUAAGCUCAGAGUUUUCAUGGCAACCUUCUUCUUCCUUUUCUUAACCCUCACAUAUGCAACCAGACUUGGCCCUGCUUCUUCCUCUGUAAUUUCAAAAAGUAAUCAACAUGGGGUUUUGGAAGAGGAAAUGAACAGCAUAGAGGAAGCUUGUCAAGACAUUGGUGAAGAUGAAUGCUUGAUGAGAAGAACUCUUGCAGCACACACAGACUAUAUCUAUACACAGAAGCAAAAGCCAUGAGAUCAACUAUUUAUAGUAAUCUUAUGUACAAGACUAGAAUCACAAGCAUUAGCCUCUAUAUGCUGCUUUUGACAAGAGCUAGUUUAGUAUAGUUAUCUCUCUUUCACUUGUAGUUGCAGACAGGAGGUUUAAUUUCUCUUUUUUUUUCCAAUUUCAUAACCAAUGUAUAUUGACUUUGGUAGAAAUAAAGUUGGACUUUUAUUUUUAGUUA
This is a messenger RNA of Lotus japonicus, 502 nucleotides long. RefSeq names its product phytosulfokines 3-like. The transcript is spliced from 2 exons. Gene Ontology annotation, molecular function: growth factor activity. Gene Ontology annotation, cellular component: extracellular region. Bases 40 to 291 code for a protein of 83 amino acids. Gene Ontology annotation, biological process: cell population proliferation. Lineage: Eukaryota; Viridiplantae; Streptophyta; Magnoliopsida; Fabales; Fabaceae. The record is from RefSeq and is a predicted model, not a curated record.